AUGGUGAAGAAGGAAGCGAUGAUGAUGAUGAUGGUGGAGAGGAUGAAGAGGAGGAUGACGACGACAAUGAUGGGGACGGUGACAAUGACGAAGAUGAGGAGGAGGAAGAAGAGGAAGAGGAGGAUGACGAUGACGUCCCCCAACCACCUACUAAGAAGAGGAAAUGAUCGAUGGCUGCGAGUGGUUGCUUACAUGCAGGAAAGCUGCCUGUUCGCCCCUGCGCAGCAGUCUACUGUUUAG
This is a messenger RNA of Miscanthus lutarioriparius, 240 nucleotides long. The record is from the annotation of a GenBank genome assembly. Lineage: Eukaryota; Viridiplantae; Streptophyta; Magnoliopsida; Poales; Poaceae.